AUGAUAAGUGGAAUUCGCGUAAAUGACAACUGUGUUACAGAGUUUAAUAACAUGAAAAUUCGAAAAACAUGUAGAUGGAUGAUAUUUGUUAUAGAAAAUUGUGAAAUUAUAAUUCACUCCAAGGGAGAAACUACAUCAUUAAAAGAACUUGUUGAUUCUAUUGAUAAGAAUGACACUAUUCAAUGUGCAUACGUCGUCUUUGACGCUGUUAACAAAAUUCACUUCUUUAUGUAUGCACGGGAAACCUCAAAUUCUCGAGACAGAAUGACAUAUGCAUCUAGCAAACAAGCUUUAUUAAAAAAAAUCGAGGGCGUUAAUGUUUUUACAUCGGUUGUUGAAAGUGCCCUAGAUGUUGCCGAUUUUAAAUAA
Plasmodium yoelii is the source of this 369-nucleotide messenger RNA. Its product is annotated as actin-depolymerizing factor 1, putative. Bases 1 to 369 code for a protein of 122 amino acids. The record is from RefSeq and is a predicted model, not a curated record. Gene Ontology annotation, cellular component: cytoplasm; actin cytoskeleton. NCBI's taxonomy places the organism in Eukaryota, Apicomplexa, Aconoidasida, Haemosporida, Plasmodiidae. Gene Ontology annotation, biological process: cell motility; actin filament depolymerization. Gene Ontology annotation, molecular function: actin filament binding. The transcript has 2 exons.